Messenger RNA from Trichoderma atroviride IMI 206040, 7843 nucleotides. The record is from RefSeq and is a predicted model, not a curated record. Lineage: Eukaryota; Fungi; Ascomycota; Sordariomycetes; Hypocreales; Hypocreaceae.
AUGCCCCCGAAGCGAAAGCGAUUCGAACGACCACCAGGCGACGGAGGCAGACCAUCACCACACAAUCCAGGCGACUCAGAAAUCGCGCAUCACGAACGAGACGACAGCAUGAACCACAUGAACCAGGGCCAGGGCCAGGGUCAAGGCCGGGGCCGAGGGCGAGGCAGACAUCAAAACGCCGGUCGACGAGACUCGUCGCGUGGCCACAACAUACGCGCCGCGCGAAGGCCCAGCACCUCCUCCUCUCAGCAGACGCCACAACAGUCUCCGGCAGCUCCAAAGGCAUCAAGUCCUCCUGUAUCUAAACAACCACCGCCGCCACCCACCUUUGCGAAGCCUCCUCCUGCUCCGCUCCCACCGACCAAUAACCCUGCCGAGUCUGUAUCGGAAAACGGCACGCCAACUGGAUCAAAUUAUCGCUAUGAUAAUCUCACAGAGGAAAAGAUCCGAUCAUGGGCAGAGCGCGGGCGAGAGGAAAUCGUACAACACGGUGUGCAAUCACGAGAAGACGUUGACAUCACAGAACUGUCCAGCUUGUUCCAGGAAUUCAUUCACGCCGUUGUUGAGGGUAGGCUGGAUGCAACUGAUGCCGGAAAAUGUGUCAAGGAGAUCUUGGGAGAUGAAGCGACAGAGGUAAAUAAGGAUUCCUACGUCGCCCCCCAUACGCUGCUUCUCGAUUCGCUGGCCAUUGUUAUGGAUAAUGAGCCUGAAAUAUAUCGCCCUUCUCUUCGCGACUUUCUUGUUGCCACCGAGGUGUCCCCUGCGCUUAUGCGGCAAGUGCUCGAUGCGCCUUUGCUUCAGCAGCUUGGGCUUAUUCGGGACACGUUUGCCAGGCUCGGUGUGAGGCAGGCGACAAACCUACUCUACCGGCAAGCAAACUAUAACCUCCUGCGUGAAGAGACGGAGGGCUACUCGAAGCUUGUCACUGAGCUCUUCACAACCAGUAGUAUACCAUCACCCGCUCCAGAACUCGCAGAACAGACCUUUGAGAGGGUAAAGGCUCUGAUUGGAACCUUUGACUUGGAUGUUGGGCGAGUGCUUGACGUCACUCUUGAUGUCGCUGCCGCCGUUCUGAUUAAGCAAUUCAAAUUCUUCGUCAAGUUUCUGCGCAUCAGCUCUUGGUGGCCGCGCUCGCAUCUCACACUUGGCUCCUCAGUCUAUACAGGUGGCCUACCAACCUGGGCUCAGCCGGAUUACCUCUACUGGAAUACUACCGAAGAAGAUGAGGAACUCAAUGCACAACAGAGACUGGCCCGAGAUACUGCUUUCUGGGCCCGAGCACGCGAAGUCCACUUGGCAGCAUUCUUCGAACUGGGCGGCAGGGAGCCAUCAAAUUUGGCUUCCUACCGGCCAAAGCUCACCAAUGGCAAUAGCAGCGAAUCGACUACCGAUAUCGAGCGCCAGUGGAUAGAAGAGACAAAGACUCUCCCACCUCCAGGCAAUAAGGUUGCUGCGCAGCUCUUGGGAUUCAAAUUGCUCUUUUACAACAGCGAGCUUCGGGAUAAACUAGAUGUGCUCCCUGCCAACCUGCUCUAUUUGGCCGCGCUUCUUAUCAAAGUCGGCUUCAUCUCGCUCACCGACAUCUACCCCCAUUUGUCGCCCCCUGACGAAAACAUGGAGCAUGUCCGCGAAGAGCAAACCAAAGUAAUAGAGCAGGAAGAGAAGGAAUCGCGAGGUGGCCCAAUGAAUGCUCUGCUCAUGGCGGGUGUUCUUCCUCAGGGCGACGACGAUAAUCCCACGCCAACCAACACUUCCAGGCGAGAGCCGUUGAAGAAAGCGGAGCCUGAGCAGAAGACAUCUGGAAAUGCAGAAGCUCACGAGGACUCAAAGAGCCUUCCGGAGCCAUUGGAACAAAAAGUGAGGCUACUUGUUCAACUUUUGACAAUCGGCGCCAUUCCAGAGUCACUCUUCAUUCUUGGAAAGUUCCCAUGGAUUCCAGAGCUAUUCCCUGAAGUCCUUUCUCGAAUUCAUCGUGUAUUGCAUGUCUCUUUGGAAAAAGUCUUCAACGAUAGCCGCCCAAAGCCCUUCAACAAAGGAGCCGAAGUCGACUGCCCAACCAAAGAAAUCUUCUCCGCAGAUCAGAGUGGCGUUGCAAAGGGAAGUGUUCGGCUUACCCGACUACCAGUUAAGAAGAUCUGGCGAUGGCCAUAUCCGGACAAAUGGGAUACUAACGAGAGCCAAAAUUACCGUUUCUACUGGGAUGAAUGGGCCGAUAACAUUCCGGUCUGUCAAACUGUGGACGACGUCUUCACUUUGUGCAACACCUUUCUCAACAUUUCUGGCGUUAGCAUUGGCAAGGACGAGACUCUACUCUCUAAGCUGGCUAGCAUUGGAAACAAAAGUCUGAGUGAGGAUACAUCUGAGUCGAACUAUUCCCGAUGGCAUGACCUUCUUCGCAGGCUCCUUGUGCCGGCUCUUAGCCAUACAAAAGCCAAUGUAGCCGUCGUCAACGCUGUUUGGGACAUGCUCCGCAGAUAUCCACUAACUACACGAUACUCUAUCUACGCGGAAUGGUUUGAGGGACAGAUAUCUCGCUUACCUACCAUGCGUGCAGUGUUUGCUCGUGCUACUGCAGAGACACGAGGAACUAUGAAGCGUGUUUCGCUUACAAACAUCAGUGAGAUGGCUAAGCAACUAGCCAAAACAAGUUAUUCUUCUCCUGGAGUCGUCUUUCGGGUUGCAUUUGAACAGCUUGAGUCUUACCCCAACCUGAUAGAAGGCUUUGUCGAAUGUGCCAAAUAUUUUACCGACCUCUCCUACGACGUCCUUGUCUGGUCUCUGAUGAACUCUCUUGGCAAAUCUCGAAGUCGCACACAAGCCGACCAUGCACUUACAACCAGCAAAUGGCUUCAAGCUCUGUCAAGGUUCUCGGGUAAAAUUUUCAAGCGCUACUCGGCCAUUGAUCCCAUUCCUGUUCUUCAAUACGUCAACGAUCAGCUUCAACGCGGUAAUUCUACCGAUCUGAUCAUCUUGAAAGAAUUCAUCACGUCCAUGGGCGGCAUUGUCGACUCUGUGGACUUUACCGAUGCUCAGGUUCUGUCCAUGGCUGGUGGAGAACGAUUGCGCCGCCAUACAUUGAUUCGAGGCCAGGACAGGCGCUUCGACAGUGUUAAGAGCUCCAAGAGGCUUAUACUGGCCCUCACCGAUUCGAAACUCGCUGCCCGUGUGCUUCUUAAUCUCGCACAGUAUCGCCAGUCAGCCAUAUAUCAAGUGCCCGAAGAUGAAGCCCACAUUAAAUACUUGUCCGCCGUCAUCGACGAUUCUCACCAGAUCCUCAUACAAUAUCUUGAUUUUAUCUGGAGCAACCUUGAUCCUUCGGCGUUUGAUGCUUUGGUUCCAUCAAUCAAUGAAUUGAUUAGUUCAUAUGGAUUAGAUACAAGCAUCGCCUUCUUGAUUGGCAGAUCUAGCCUCUCGCACCGACUUUAUCCUUGGGGUCAGAGGGAAGCGGAAAGUACAAAGGAGAACUCACAGUCUACACAGGAAGCUACCGACAAGGAGGGGGAUGUCUCUAUGAGCGACGAACCGAAAGACAAGUCAGGUCUAGCAGCCUCCGCAAAUGAUGAACAGGUGGGAAAUAAUGACGCCUCCCCUGGCUCACGUUCGACGACUGAUGCAAAAUACAAGCAGAAACUCGACGAAUCAUUGACACUUGCCCCUCUGCAGCCUAUAGUCGAAGCUUUGAAAGAGGCCGUGCGUCCAGAAGUCUGGCAAAAGAUCAACCCGGAACUCUAUUCUGUCUUCUGGACCCUGCAGCUUGGCGACCUCUUUUGUCCCGAAGACAUGUACAAAGAAGAGAAAGAUCGACUCGAGAGCGAAGGCCAAGCCAUUCUUAGAGAUCGUUCGGACAUGUCCCGCAGAGGCCAAGAGCGAAAGAAUGAAAAGAGACAGGAACUCUUGAAACAGCAGCUCAGCCUCUCCAUGGAGCUUAAGGAACACCGCCAACGAAGAACCAAAUGGAUGGAAUGCUUGGCCGAGCAGUUCCAGUCUAUAUGUCCCGACUCCAAAAUCAAGACCGACAGCCUCUCUGAUAUUUUAUUGGAACAAUGCUUCCUCCCCAGAGCUCUAUUGUCCCCAGCAGAUACCGAGUAUACCUAUAAAUUUAUCCUUGCACUGCAUGAACUGAGAGCGCCGAACUUUAAGCUCAUGUCACUUUAUGAUCGACUCUUCAACGCCAACCGGUUGCGUGCACUAAUCUUCACCAGCUCUGUCAGAGAAGCUGAAUACCUUGGAAGGCUUAUCAACCUGAUACUCCGAGAUCUAUCCAGAUGGCACAAGAACGAGACGACGGAGAAAGGUAGGCACAACAAAGAUCAGCCUCGUUUAGGCGCAUAUGAUAAGGAAGGCAAGGGGCCUAGCGACCGGCCAUAUCUUGGAUUCGCUGUCAGUCUCAAGGAGGACGGGGAACCGGAUACUUUGAUGGAGCAUGCUCAGUUCAAAGAUCUCUUGUUCCGUUGGCAUAAGAACUUGAAUACAGCACUGAAAAGUUGUUUGGCCGGGACGGAGUGGAUGCACAUCAGAAACGCCAUUACCGUUCUCAAGGCUGUUUUGGAUUACUUCCCUGCCAUCGAUUUUAUGGCCACCCAAUUUACGACGCAGCUCCAAAAGAUUACCAAACAAGAAGCCGCACCCAAGACAUCGCCCGACAGCGAGGAAGGCCACAGAGUGGAUUUAUCAGUUGCCGCUCAAGGUGCCAUGUCCGAGCUACAAAAGAGAAAGUCGAGAUGGGUCAUGGUUCAGGCUUUCAGGCCCAAUGCGGGCGGCGGCUCACAGUCGGAAGUUGAUAAAUCGACAUCAGCUGCAACGAAUCUACGUGCUACGGCUACAGACUUUCAGCCACACACCGCGAGGUACGUGAAUCGGUUUACUUCUAAUCAUCAAUGUCUUAUUAAGUCCGGCUCUGACUCCCAAAAUCACAGAUCACCAGCAAAUAGGCCGUCUACGGCUGAAAGAGAAGAUGGAGAAGUCCAGGACGGAAAGUCCCAGUCCAACUCCGCUCUACCUGUCAAACCUUCUGGCUCCAAGAGAGACGUUUCAAUGACUCGGGAAGACGCAUCUGGCAUUCCCCGGUCGUCUACUCCAAUGGCCGCCGGUCAAGGUGGUGCGGGCUCGUUUGGGCCUAGAAACGAUCCUCGCUCCCAUACGCUACCUGACAGGCCGGCACAUAAUCUCCCUAGUAGACCAGAUGUUCCGAUACCGAGUCAUUUCACCCAAGAACGAUACCCUCAGAAUCGCGGACAUGAUCGCCGGGAUAUGAGAGACUCGAGAGAAAACCACAGGCAGCGCGAUGGGCGGGAGCCGCGAGAGACUUGGGAUGGCCGUGAUGCUAGAGAGGGCAAAGAACAUCGUGACGCAAGGGAGCCUCGAGAACCUCGGGAGCCUCGGGAACCUCGAAAUCUCGAAUCAGAUCGACCGGACCGUUCUCGCGAAUACGUAGAUCGGCGCGGAAACGAAACGAUGCCUCGGGAUGCUGGCCCAACAGACUUGCCACCUCGCCCAAGACAACAAGACCGCGAGUGGGGCUCAAGAGACUCCUGGGCUAAUAGAUCCCAAGAUCGGCCGAAUGACACGUCUUCUCAGCUACCUACGGCUCCUUCUGGCCCCGCAGACGCAUCUGAGCCAGCCAUGAACCCUCAGAGGGCGGCGCUAUUUGCUCAAGAUGAUACGGAUCGAACCCGUCGAGGUCCAGAGCAGGAUCGCGGGCCUCGUUCUCGUAGACCAGGGCCACAGGAUUCGGCCGAAGCCAUCAACCCUGAGCGAGCGGCCUUGAUCGAUGAUCGCGACGACGGUACGCACGGGCGUGAUGGACGCGAGAGAGGCCCUCGGAUUCAGUCACCUCGACGAAGUGGACGAUACGGACACGAACAUGGUCCUCCGUCUGGCCCAUACGAGGAUAGACAUGGGCACAACUUUCAGCAAGAUAGUCGACAAGCUGGAAGAAGUGCUCGUGGUCGCUCACCAGGUGGUGGCGGUGGUGAAAACUAUCGUAGUAGUAAGGGGGCGGAUCGCGACGGAGAUCGAGCCCACAUGGAUAAGAUUCGAGAUUCGUCUUCGGCAGCAUUCCAUAGAUCAGCCCUCGGACAGGAGCCUGAUCAUAGGCCGCCACUGUAUCAAGAUCAAAACUACGGACGGCUGAACCCGGUGCCUACAACUACCCCGGAUAUCCCUCUGGGACCAAGAGGACGAGGACGAGGUGCUUCCAGAAAUAAUCAACCAGGCGGGCCGCCGGUGAUGUCAAACCGACCCGACAAUCGAUUCAGUGCCCCCGACGCGCCUAGAGCACCUUCACAAGAACGACAUCCUCCUUCAGGUCCUGCAUCCGGACGCAAUCGGCGUGGCGGCUAUGAGCACAAUAACAAUGGACCAUCAGCUCCCUCGGGCACUCCUGCCGGGCCACAAGCUGAUAGAAUGAGGAAUUUUGGCGGCAGCGGUGGUGCACAAGAGAAUCCACCCUCUUCCCAGGGUAGUGGUGCGGGCGCAUCAUCUGGAGUGCAUCCCGAUCGACUUGCUCAAAUGGGCAGCACCUCCUUACCCAACGCCCCCCCUCCACCACCACCUCCUCCAGGGCCUCCUCCCUUCGGCCAUGGACAACACGGACAACAUGGACAACAUGGACACAGUCAUAACCGCCAGUCAAUGUCUUCAUCCGGAAACGCUGAGAGGUCAGGACCUAGGAUGUCCACGGGCUCUCUUCCGCUGGAGCCUAACGUGCCCACGGGCCCUGCAUCUGGUGGCGACAGACCGUCCAGGUCGGGUGGUGGACGAAGACAGCUAGCAGGCAUCAACAAUAUGCUCCAGCAAGCUCAGGCUUCCAUGCCCAACGAGGGACGGCCCACUGGCCCUCGCUCCAACCCUCCCCGACAAAUGCUUGGUCAUUCUGACAUUCAAGUUUUGGCCGGAGGAGACAUGGCUCCUCCAACGCCGGAUCGCCCAGAAGCGCAAUGGCAUGACUCGUCUGCGCGAGGUGGCACAUUGAACGGAGAAGAGGCAUCAGGACGUGGCGAGCAUGAACGGGCCCGACGAGAUCGGGAUGGCCGAAACGAUCGCUCCAAGCGGCCGUCUCGCCGGAGCAGCCGAGAACGAGAAAGAGGCGAAGGCAAAGAACACAGUGAGCACCGAGAGAGGCGAUCAGCUGGCGGCACUGAAGGAGGAGCUCGCGAAGAUAGGGACAAUCGUAGGUCGACCCGAGACGGCAGCUCUCGGGAUGCAGCAGCGGCAACACCGAGCAGUGGCCGAGAGUCACGACAUAGGAACGAUGGCGGGGCUGGAAGCAGGGGCGGUGAUGAUAGAAGCGGCAAUAGAGUCAACCGCGGAAACCAGAGAGACGGAACACAGCGUACAGAGGAGCAGCGCAGGGAACAUAGGGAUGACCGAGGCCGCAAGAGGAGAGGCGACGAAGCCGACGGGGCCUUGUUAAGCGACCGUGAGAAGAGAGUGCGACGAUAGCCCAAGAAAGAGAGAGAGAGGGUGGUCGAUUUUUGUCAAGCGUCGGUACGAUGGCUCUAGCCAACUUGAUUGCCUAUUUUGAUUAAUCGGAGCCUUCUACUAUCAUACCGCGCUACAGAACAUUUUUACCACAUUUGUCAGGCGCGGAACUUGAUAUCGUUCUGUACACUACUAUUUGUCUUUUUUUUUUCUCUACUUAUUCAUGGUUUUGUUUUUUCUUUUACGGCGGUCUCUACGACCACGAGGGAUCGAUUCAGACGAAAAAAAAUAAUGCAACUUUACAUAUCUAUAUUUUAUCUCUUUACUCACCUACAUACUUGCCCUUUUGUGUGUUUUAUCUGUUUACCUAUCAGAGAGACGGAUAAUGGCACAUUUCUUCGAAUCCAUCGACGUAUUAAAG